Messenger RNA from Pelobates fuscus (common spadefoot toad), 7963 nucleotides. It is a transcript of the gene DENND5B, whose product is annotated as DENN domain containing 5B. Gene Ontology annotation, molecular function: guanyl-nucleotide exchange factor activity; small GTPase binding. Bases 86 to 4057 code for a protein of 1323 amino acids. Lineage: Eukaryota; Metazoa; Chordata; Amphibia; Anura; Pelobatidae. The transcript is spliced from 23 exons. The record is from RefSeq and is a predicted model, not a curated record.
GCGCAGUCAGUUCGGUGCUGCCUGGCGGAGUGAUCCCGGGAUGGAGAGCCCGCGGAGCGCGCACUGAGCCGGUAUCUUCCGCAGGAUGACCACCUCCACCGCUGCCGGGGCGGCAGCUCCCCCUUGCCGUCUGGCUCAUUACUUCGUCAUCUGCGGGACAGACGCGGACAGCGGGCUGGAGCCUGACGAGCUGGCUGUCUUAUACCAGUGGCUAGAAGCAGAUCGACAUGGCAGAAGCCACGACUCAGGUGAGAAUUUUGAUCAGAGUCCACUGAGAAGAACUUUUAAAUCGAAAGUGCUCGCUCACUAUCCUCAGAAUGUGGAGUGGAACCCCUUCGAUCAAGAUGCAGUUAAUAUGCUGUGUAUGCCAAAGGGACUAUCGUUUAGGACGCAAGCUGACAACAGAGACCCCCAGUUUCAUUCAUUCAUUAUCACCCGAGAGGAUGGCUCUCGCACAUACGGGUUUGUGCUUACAUUUUACGAAGAGGUUACAAGCAAGCAGAUCUGCAGCGCCAUGCAGACAUUGUAUCACAUGCAUAAUGCAGAACAGUGUAACAGCGUCUACGCAUCUUCUUCGUGCAGCAUGGACUCAUUGGCUAGCAGUGUUGAUGAAGGGGAUGCAACCUCAUUGGCAAAGAUGCAACGUUAUAACUCAUAUGACAUAAGCAGAGAUACUCUUUAUGUCUCAAAGUGCAUAUGUCUAAUUACCCCACUACCAUUCAUGCAGUCAUGCAAGAAGUUCUUAACGCAACUAUUCAAAGCAGUUACAUCUCCUCAACCUCCUCCAUUACCCUUGGAAAGCUACAUCCAUAAUAUCCUGUAUGAAGUACCUCUACCACCACCUGGAAGGUCACUCAAGUUUUAUGGUGUGUAUGAGCCUAUUGUUUGUCAGCGACCAGGACCGAAUGAGUUGCCUCUUUCGGACUAUCCUUUACGAGAGGCAUUCGAGCUACUUGGGCUGGAGAAUCUGGUUCAGCUUUUCACAUGUGUGCUUCUGGAGAUGCAGAUCUUGCUUUACUCUCAAGAUUACCAGCGUCUGAUGACUGUGGCAGAAGGCAUCACUUCUUUGCUUUUCCCAUUUCAAUGGCAGCAUGUGUAUGUUCCAAUUUUACCCGCCUCCCUCCUUCAUUUCCUUGAUGCACCAGUUCCAUACCUGAUGGGUCUUCAGUCUAAAGAAGGGACAGACCGUUCUAAACUUGAACUUCCACAGGAGGCUAAUUUGUGCUUUGUGGACAUUGACCAUCACUUCAUUGAACUCCCUGAGGAGUUUCCACAGUUCCCGAACAAACUGGAGUUUAUCCAAGAAAUAUCUGAGGUUCUUUUGCAAUACGGAAUCCCGCCUGAGGGAAACCUACACUGCAGUGAGAGUGCUACAAAGUUAAAGAGCCUUGCAUUGGAUGAUUUGGUCAAUGACAAGAAGAAUGGAAAUAUCUCCAGUAACAAUAUUAACAUGUAUGAACUGCUGAAAGGAAAUGAAACCAUUGCCCGUCUCCAGGCUCUUACCAAAAGGACAGGAAUAACCAUGGAAAAGAUUACCAUCCGCACACCUCUGGUAGACACAGAGGACGACCAAAAGCUGCAGUGUGCAGAGAAUGAACUGAAAGAUUAUAAACUUAACGUUCAGAUACGAGAAGUCUUUGCUAAUCGUUUCACCCAGAUGUUUGCAGAUUAUGAAUCCUUCGUCAUUCAAGCAGCCCAUGACAUGGAAUCAUGGCUCACAAACCGAGAGCAGAUGCAGAAUUUUGACAAAGCCUCUUUCCUAUCUGACCAGCCUGAGCCGUAUCUCCCCUUUCUCUCUCGCUUCAUUGAGACUCAAAUGUUUGCCACAUUCAUUGACAAUAAAAUUAUGUCUCUCUGGGAGGAGAAGGAACCUCUCCUUCGUGUAUUUGACACACGGAUUGAGAAGAUACGUCUGUACAAUGUGAGAGGGCCAGCUAUUCGUACUUCCACCUAUCAGAAAUGUUCCACCUUGAAGGAAGCUGCUCAGUCAAUAGAGCAGCGACUUAUGAAGAUAGAUCACACUGCUAUCCAUCCACAUCUAUUGGACAUGAAAAUUGGACAAGGAAAAUAUGAACAAGGUUUCUUUCCCAAACUACAAUCAGAUGUGCUGAUGACCGGGCCAACAAAUAAUAAUCGAUGGGUCAGCCGUAGUGCAACCGCACAGAGGAGAAAAGACCGAUUACGGCAGCACUCAGAACAUCUUGGGUUAGACAAUGACCUAAGGGAGCCAUCAGAGGAGAUUCUGAUCCGGCAGAACUCCAUGGCAUUCUGGGAGUGGGACCUGGGGUUCCCUCCUCCAGCACGGCCUCCCAAAAAAUCCUUCUCUGAGUGCUGCCUGAAAUAUAUGCAAGAAGCCAGGAGUUUGGGAAAGACUGUUCGGCAACCCAAACUGUCAGAUUUGUCCCCUGCAGUUAUUGCUCAAACUAAUUGGAAGUUUGUUGAAGGUUUACUAAAGGAAUGCCGGAUGAAGACAAAGCGCAUGUUGGUUGAAAAAAUGGGCCAUGAAGCGGUGGAGUUGGGUCAUGGAGAGGCUAAUAUAACUGGACUGGAAGAAAAUACCCUCAUUGCUAGCUUGUGUGAUCUGCUAGAGAGAAUAUGGAGCCAUGGUCUUCAAGUCAAACAGGGCAAAUCUGCACUGUGGUCCCAUCUACUUCAUUUUCAAGAAAGGGAAGAGAAGCAAGAGCAUUUGGCUGAAUCACCAGUUGCCCUUGGACCAGAGCGAAGAAAAUCUGAGAGCGGAGUUACCUUGCCUUCCCUCCGUGUGUCACUCACUCAGGAUAUGCGGCAUAUUCAGCAUUUAGGUGAAAUAAAGACGGAUGUUGGCCGAGCUCGUGGUUGGAUAAGACUGUCUCUUGAAAAGAAGCUGCUUUCACAGCACCUUAAGCAGCUUCUGACCAAUCAGGCUCUCACAAAGAAACUGUACAAACGCUAUGCAUUCCUGCGAUGUGAGGAGGAGAAGGAACAAUUUCUCUACCAUCUCUUAUCUCUAAAUGCUGUGGACUACUUUUGCUUUACUAGUGUUUUCACCACAAUAAUGAUUCCAUACAGGACUGUAAUCAUCCCCAUCAAAAAACUGAGCAAUGUAAUCACCACAUCCAACCCGUGGAUCUGUAUUUCUGGAGAACUGGGAGACACUGGAGUGAUGCAGAUACCCAAAAACCUGCUUGAAAUGACCUUUGAGUGUCAAAAUCUGGGCAAAUUGACAACGGCUCAGCUGGGUCAUGAUAACUCUGGUUUCUUGGCCAAGUGGCUCGUGGACUGUGUCAUGGUUCGAAAUGAAAUCACAGGACAUACUUACAAGUUUCCAUGUGGCCGCUGGUUGGGGAAGGGCGUGGAUGACGGGAGUCUUGAGCGAAUCCUUAUUGGGGAGCUGAUAACUCCAGUAUGUGAGGAUGACCUUGGGAAACAGAGCCGCACCCCUCCUCAACAGAAAUCUCCCACAGUGGCUCGCCGGCUGAGUAUCACAACUCUAACUGGGAAGAAUAACAAACCAAAUGCAGGACAGAUCCAGGAAGGAAUCGGUGAAGCUGUGAAUAAUAUUGUGAAACAUUUUCACAAGCCAGAAAAAGAGAGGGGCAGUUUAACCAUCCUGCUAUGCGGGGAGAAUGGCCUGGUGUCUGCCCUAGAGCAAGUUUUUCAUCAUGGAUUCAAAACUGCCCGUAUUUUCCACAAGAGUGUGUUUAUCUGGGACUUCAUAGAAAAGGCAGUGGCAUAUUUUGAAACCACUGACCAGAUAGGAGAAAAUGAAGAAGACCAAUUGUUACAGAGAUUAUCCUGCAAGACCUUCUGUCACUAUGUUAAUACCAUCGUGGUGGCCCCCAGAAACAUUGGGAAAGAUGGCAAAUUUCAGCUUUUGGUUUGCCUGGGAGCUCGUGACCAUUUGCUAUCUCAGUGGAUUCCUCUUCUUUCCGAGUGUCCAGCAAUUACUAGGAUGUAUGAAGAGCAUGCCCUUCUUAGAGACGCUAUGAUGGUUCAUUCUCUUGUCCGGGUGCUACAGACACUGCAUGAUUUCAAUAUUGUGUUAGAGGGAUCUCUGACUAAAGGAGUGGACGUAUAAACAUAUUUUUCAAAGACUUUGCAAUCCUUGCUUCGUAAUUCUGGAUAGUAUUGUAGAUCUCCUGAGCCUUGUGACCUGAGAAUUUAACUUCAAAUUACUUUAUGCACUGGACUGUAGCAAAUCACUGUAAACAAGAGACUGCGGCUCUUUAGAGGGACUGUGAGCUACAGAUUUGUGGCUGAAACUUGACUCAACACUCUCUCAUAGACUAGUAUUCAAUAUUUAGUACAAUAGAAUAUUUUCAUGUGUUGUGUGUAAAUACUGCUGUAGCAUUUUUUUAAAGAACUAAUUAGGAAAUAUUAAUCAGGUGACAUGAAUUGGUUGAAUGAUUUAUUCACUCUUUUGAGUGUCAGAUCAAUGGCUAACCCAUCUAAAGCAAGGGUUUCCUAACCACCUGAGUGGCAAUAAGGUAGAUCAUUCUCUGCUCUAAUUUUCAAAAAAAUAACUACUUCAUUGCGCUACGUUUUUUCCUAAAUAGAAACUUGAAGUGUUAGGAACUUUUACCAAUUUUAAAAAAUUUGGGCCACAUACAAGUGUGCUUUGCAAAAGUUACAUGCAUUACCUCAUUCCGCAUGAGUAAACAGAGAUUAAUGCUGAUCAUGAAUUUAGAAAAUGUGAUGUAAAUAACUCAGAGAACUGGAAUAUCUAUUUUCCUAAGUUAUAUAUAGUAAGAAACCACUGCAAGUAUUAAGAUGUAGCCAUUCUUAUUCCUGUUAAAUAUAGAUAUAUUGUGAAUGUAAAUGCUUAUUCCGAGGUUUUGGUUAUCUCUUGUGUCAUUCCCCCCUUUUUUGAGGUCUGUGAUUUCAUACAUAUUUUGAAGGGUUUAAACAUUUGUUUUAAGUGUCAUGUUAAACAUACUGUAUUCAGUGCAUAUAUUUGUUCUUCUGCUCACGGAAAAAAAAACUGUUCCAUAGGCCUUUUAAUAAAGCAGUUUUGAUGUGUAUAUCAUUCCCCUGCAGUCUCACUGCCUAAUUCUCUGCCAUUUAGGAGUUAAAUCACUUAUGUCUCCAUGCAACCCUGGCUGUGACUGAUACAGCCUGCAUGAAAUUAAUGGUUUCAUUUUCAAUCUCAUCUUUAACUUUCUUAAGAAGUUCUUGUCUCCUGCUUUGUAAAUUGAACUUUAAUCAUCACACACUGGAGGUUCCUACAGGCUCUAGCAGACUAUUAACAGAGCAUAAGUCAGGAAAUUCUACAUGAAACAGACUAUGCAAUCAAAGAAGUUUAAACAUUACAUCUCUCUUUACAGGAAGUGUUUAGGAAAAUUGUGUAAGCCACAUGCAGGAAGGUGUGACUAGGACUGCAUACACAAAGUGAUUUAACUCCUAAAUGGCAGGGGCAUGAUCUAUACACCUAAACUGCUUAAUUAAGCUAAAAUUGUUUUGGUGACUAUAGUGUCCCUUUGAGUAUUUUCAGUUGGCAGUUAAAGGAAUACUAAAGUCGCCAUCCUAGCUUAAGUGCACUUGAUAGGUUUUAAGGAGUCAUAUUCUUGCUGCCCCUUGGCAACGUCUUUUCACAAGGCAUUUUCCUUAUUAGACGUAUUGAGUACACACUUGGCUUUUUAUUGGCUGAGACAAGUUGUCAUGAUCUGCCCCACAGCCAAACACGGUCUUUUUCUUCAUGAAGGCGCCUAAUGUUCCUCAUAGAGAUGCAUUGAUUCAAUGCAUCUCUAUGAGGAGAUGCUGAUUGGAGCAGUGCGGUGUUUUGCCGCACAUGCACAAUAGCCUGCCAAUGCUUUCCUAUGGGAGAGCAUUGGAUUGGCUGAGAUCGUCAAUUUUGAUUAUUACAGUAAAGAAGGCAAAAUGGGGGCGGGCAUGGACCUAAAUAGUGUUAUUACAGCUAUAGUGAAAUUGAAUUCAUGUUUGUAUUCCUGUCACUAUAGUGUUCAUUUAAGCUAUUUUAUCAGGGUGGGGAUAUAAGAUUAAAAUCCUGAACAUUUGUUAUGUCAUCAUGUGACUUUGACUUUUGGUUUAUAUAUCUCUGUACAUUAUAGCAUUGUAUUUGCAUAUGAGAGGUGUACAGCGAUGGCAUAAGGUGCAGCAGAUUGCCAAUUUAGUCCAGUAUUUUUGUGAUCAUUCUGUAUUUGCAUUUAGUUCUCUCAGACCCUGUACAGACGCAGUUUUAUUUUCUACAUACACUGUAUUUAGCUUAUGCGUUUUCCUUUGACAGACAGAGGGUAGCAGGGAAACCCUGUCUGACACUCAGAUGUCUGUCUGGUACAUGAAUAUCCAUAAGGUAGGACCUCUCCCCCUUAGCUUUUUCAAGGUUUAAAGCAGCCGUGAUGCUUUGUCACACUCAUCAUGUGAGAUCAACAGCUGGGAGGGGACCCUACCCUGGUCUCAUAAAGUCAGCACCUGUGUAUACACACUGGUACAUUUUUAUUGAAAAAAAAAAAGAGGCGGGAAAAUCGCAAAGCUUUGCACUACUUGUAUAUUGAGUAUUAUAAACCUGAAAAAUGUUCCAUUGUACAUGAGGUAACACACUGGCACUACUGCUAAAAUGUUGGAUUUCAACCUUUUAGUUAAUCUUAUGUAUGUUCUCACUGUUGGGUAAAAUUUACGCUGACACGUUUAGAGUGUAAGAAGCCCUUUAUUCAAUCCAGUCAGAUAUAAAGCAAAUGCUAAAUAGACAGUUGUUACUGUAUUUUGUUUAACUCUUUGAUUGUCAGAGAUUUAAGCAACAUUGUGCCAUCCAUCCCUUGCUGUUCCCUGGAAUGCAAAGAGUUAAACCAGUUUACUGUUGAGUAUAUGUAUAUAUUCAUUAAACCCUGUUAAUUACUAAGACUGUGAUAUUGGUUUCAGAUUCUCAUGAUAAUGUGUGCAUUUAUUUUUCCUCUUUCUAUCAUCGUUCAUCAGUAUUGUGUACAGUGCAAAGGAGAUUAACAUUUCAUUGUCCGUUGUGACAUUCUAGUGCACGGUUGUCACAGUUUAUUUUCAGUAUUAAGAUAUUGUGAUAUCAUGUGUAUAUAAAGUAUUGAAAUAACCACCAGCUGGUAAUGGAUGCUGUAUGUGACCUACAUCACAGUUAUCAAAUAUACCCCUCCCCAUAUCAUUUUAGGGUUUGUUUAAUUCUUUUUUUAGUGGCCUGCAGCACACACUUUAAAAUGUGAUUCACUGGUAUAACUGGAUUUUGCACUCUUCAUUUUAAUUUUUUUUUUUUUUUAACAUGUUUGUUGAUUUAUCUUAUUUUUUUUUUUUCUUAUUUAAAGGAAUUCAUCUAAAAUCAGAGGGAGAGCAAUCCUUUGAGUGCCACAUUUAAAAUAAAUAAAUAAAUUAAAGCUGCAUUUCUUUCAAAUUGAUCUAAUGGCAUACAAGGGAAGAUUUAUUUUAGGCGUUAUCACAUCAUUACUACAUUUUACUACUUUUUUUAAUAAACUGUACUCCGAGAAAGUCUGCUAAAUAGUGAUUAUUAUUUUUUUAAAUCAGUUUGAUCAGAGAGCUGUUCAAGGGUGAUGAAAGCUUGCCCGGCAGCUGAACAAAGUACUGUUUCCACCAUGUUACCUCACCCGAUGAAGCAACUGUGUCACUGUUGAGGAACAUAUAACUAUAAUAUUCUUAUUUUACAUUUUUGAUUGGUUUAGAAAUAUUUACAUUCUAAGAUUAUAUUUGAUAUCUGACUGCCUAGACAAUAUGAACUUAUGCUGUUUUGAUCUUUAUAUAGAUUAAAUAUGUUUCUAGUUAUUUCUUGAUUGACAAAAUCGAGAAUAAAGAUGGAAAUCUCUUAUUACAUUUUAAGUCGGCGCCAUAAUUAAGUAUCUGAAUAUGUUUCUGUUAAUCAGCUGGCACUCAAAGGAUUAAUUGAUAUGGGGUGUGAAUCUGGAGUUUUUUUUAUUUCAUUUAUAGUGUAUCCAGUAUGUACCCAGUGUGUUAUUGCUGUCUUUUGUCCAUUAAAGAGAAAUUGUGAAAACAG